AUGCUUCAAGUAGCUGCAGUGGGGAGCAAUGGUGGAUUUUCCGCGCAUUCAUCGCAGCUGCAGAGCUUUGGGGACAGCAGCGAGGAGGAGCUCGCCGUGCUUCCGCCGCACACCAAGGUCGUGGUGACCGGAAACAACCGUACCAAGUCCGUGCUGGUGGGGCUUCGUGGCGUCGUGAAGAAGGCUGUUGGCCUUGGUGGAUGGCACUGGCUGGUUCUCACAAAUGGGAUUGAGGUAAAGCUGCAGAGAAACGCUUUAAGCGUAAUCGAAGCUCCUACAGGGAAUGAAGACGACGACCCUGAAUUCGAACAGACACUGGGGAACAGCUCAGCAUCCGAGGAUACUCAAAAGUCGUAUAGAUCAAGGCAACGUAUGCAAAGGUCAUUUGGUUCGUCCCAUAAGACUCUUAGUCGGUCUCUCUCAUCGGACUCACACUCCAAAGACUCUGUUUCGACUCGUAAGGGAUCACUGAAUGUUGACCUCAGCAAACUUGAGAAGGGCGCAUUGUGGAGAUAUUUGCGGCACUUUAACCUUGUGGAUGCCAUUCAUAACCCUUCGAAAGAGCAACUUAUCGAUGUUGUCCAAAAGCAUUUUGUUUCGCAGCAAAUGGACGAGCUGCAAGUCAUCACGGGUUUCGUGCAGGCUGCCAAAAGGCUGAAAACGGUUUGCAAAUGA
Messenger RNA from Striga hermonthica, 675 nucleotides. Lineage: Eukaryota; Viridiplantae; Streptophyta; Magnoliopsida; Lamiales; Orobanchaceae. The record is from the annotation of a GenBank genome assembly.